Anarrhichthys ocellatus (wolf-eel) is the source of this 1724-nucleotide messenger RNA. Its product is annotated as voltage-dependent anion-selective channel protein 2-like. The coding region runs from base 131 to 982 and encodes 283 amino acids. NCBI's taxonomy places the organism in Eukaryota, Metazoa, Chordata, Actinopteri, Perciformes, Anarhichadidae. The transcript has 9 exons. Gene Ontology annotation, molecular function: voltage-gated monoatomic anion channel activity. Gene Ontology annotation, cellular component: mitochondrial outer membrane. Gene Ontology annotation, biological process: monoatomic anion transmembrane transport. The record is from RefSeq and is a predicted model, not a curated record.
GGAGGGUGUUUGUUGGUUGCGGUAUCUCCUCCAUAUCGUCCUACACCGGGUCCCGUCGAUAUUUCAACCGCUUUUUGCCCGCUCUCACAAGUUGACAGCUACAUAAUCGACAACAGUAAUACUCGGAGAAAUGGCAGUUCCUCCAACAUAUGCAGACCUUGGAAAAUCAGCAAAGGACAUAUUCAAUAAGGGAUAUGGUUUUGGGAUGGUUAAGCUUGAUGUGAAGACAAAGUCUUCAACUGGAGUGGAGUUUAAAACGUCCGGCUCGUCCAAUGUAGACACCAGCAAGGUCACCGGAGCCCUGGAGACCAAGUAUAAGUGGGCAGAGUACGGGCUGACGUUCACAGAGAAGUGGACCACGGAAAACACACUUGGAACUGAAAUUUGUGUUGAGGAUCAGAUCACCAAAGGGCUGAAGCUUACUUUUGACACUACAUUUUCGCCAAAUACCGGCAAGAAGAGCGGCAAGGUCAAGACUGCUUACAAAAGGGAAUACCUUAAUGUCGGUGUUGAUGUGGAUUUAGAUUUCGCCGGUCCUACGAUCCACGGAGCAGCAGUAGCCGGCUACGAGGGCUGGCUGGCCGGCUACCAGAUGACCUUUGACUCGGCCAAAUCAAAGAUGGCUCAGAGUAACUUUUCAGUUGGUUACCAGACCGGAGACUUCCAGCUCCACACCAAUGUAAAUGACGGUUCGGAGUUUGGUGGAUCUAUUUACCAGAAGGUUAAUGACCAACUGGAGACUGCUGUGAAUCUGGCCUGGACUGCAGGCAGCAACGGCACUCGCUUUGGAAUUGCUGCAAAAUACCAGUUAGACUCCAGUGCCUCCAUAUCAGCUAAGGUGAAUAAUGCCAGCUUGGUAGGAAUUGGAUACAGCCAGACUCUCCGGCCUGGUAUGAAACUCCUCCUCUCUGCACUGGUGGACGGGAAGAACAUCAAUGCCGGUGGUCACAAACUUGGCCUGGGCCUGGAGCUGGAGGCAUGAGGAUCUGCUCGGCCUUUUCAAAGUAGGACGAGAAAUCUCAGCUGAAUCUGAUCCUUUGUGUUCCCGUCUUGUCAGCAACAGAUAUUUUAAAGAGGCGAAGCCAAAACAAAAAUAAAAACACAAUCCCCCAGUUGUCGAGCACUGUUAAAAUAGAAACCAUGACACCAGCCCCCUUUUUAUUGUUGUGACAGUAACUAGUCAUGUUUCAAAUCCUGUGUAUUUAUCAGUUACUUCCAGUUUAUCCUCGAUAGUGAACCCUCCUCCGGGUGCAUCAUGGAACGGUUUUCAAAACCAAAACCUUGUUACUUUGCUGAAGUGUGAUAUUGUAGAAUGUAAAUCUGAGCUGUUAAUUUGCACAGUAGAUUAUAUCUUUAUUUAAGCUCUUCCUCCUUUGUUUUAUUUGCACAUUUUAUUUGUAUUUUAGUAGUGAUGGUCUACCCGUUGGAGGGUUUACUCCAACAAAUCAUGCUUAUCGAGAUCGAGGCCAAUGUAGUGGCUCGUCUUCACUUAUCUUUCUAGAGGCUUAAUUAUGCUGUGUGAUGAUUUAGAGACCUCCGCUACUUUGAAUACCUUCUAAGUUGCAAGACGAUGCUAAAUGGAUUUUUAGUUUUCUCAGUGACUUGAGUGAAAGAAUAUCAAGAGUGAAUCCUCUACUUUUCUUCCCAUUUCUGAGGACUGUGACACUAGUCAGGAAGUGUGUUGGUGUGUGUGUCUAACCUUUGCAAUAAAGUCCUGAAGUCAA